GUUGAACAGUUUAAAUCCUCAGAGCUGCUCCUCUUAUUUCUGGUUUUCUCUCUCUGGAUGCAGGAGAUGAACAUCUCUUAAUGAGGCAGCAGUGAUGACGUCACUCGGAAUGACUCCUCCCCUUUCUCUGCUGUUACUGCUCAUGGUUUCAGGAGGUGUUGUUUCUCAGCAGUGGGCUGUGUUUUACACACCGAGCUCCAUCUGUGCUGGAAAGGGAUCUACAGUGACUCUGGGCUGCACAUACACAUAUCCAACAUAUCCAACUCGUUAUAAAGUUGAGAAAGCUUUCUGGAGCAGAGAACGGGUUCAAAGCGGUAAAGAGCCUCCUGAUCUGUCUUCAGCCCCAGAGUACAGAGACAGGGUUCAGUACCUCGGAGACAAACGGAGUGACUGCCGUCUCAGACUGAGUGAUGUGAGAGACCAGGACCGAGGCAGAUACUUCUUCAGAUUUAUAACAAACAUAUCUGGUGGACAGUUUCAAGGUAGACCUGGAGUUUUUCUUUCUGUCAGAGCCUCAGAGCUUCAGGUGGAGAUGAUUCCUGAUGAAGUGGUUGAGGGAAAGACAGUCACUCUCACAUGUAAAAACACCUGCAGCCCGACUGUCUCCUGGUACAAAAGUGGAAAUCUUUUAUCCUCCUCCUCUAACCCUCUCCGUCUGCGGUCAGUCAGUCAGAGGGAUUCAGGUGAUUACAGCUGUGCUGCACAGGGAGAAGAUUAUCGCUCCCCUGCUGUCACUCUUGAUGUCCAAUGUAAGUCCAGAUUUAUUCUUUCACUCAUGAAACUAGCAACACAAAGUUGGUGCUGAAUCCACAUGUAAAAUGAAUCCCAUCAGUAAUGAAGCAGGAACCAGCAGCACAGCAACACAACAAGUCAUCAGUUGAUGUGAAGUUUCACUGGAUGCAUUCUGAUCAGGUUUACACUGGACAUGAUUAACGGCUUUAGUCCUACAGAAUACUGCAGAGAGAACUUCAUUAUUCUUUUACAGAAAAGAUAUUUAGAUAUGAACAGUUCACAUCUCUCAGAGAGCCAACUCGCCCCAAAACUGUA
Molecule: messenger RNA, 1047 nt
Organism: Neoarius graeffei (lesser salmon catfish)
Lineage: Eukaryota; Metazoa; Chordata; Actinopteri; Siluriformes; Ariidae
Product: B-cell receptor CD22-like
Exons: 4
Coding region: 95-805 (236 amino acids)
Source: RefSeq, a predicted model, not a curated record